Molecule: messenger RNA, 2388 nt
Organism: Branchiostoma floridae (Florida lancelet)
Lineage: Eukaryota; Metazoa; Chordata; Leptocardii; Amphioxiformes; Branchiostomatidae
Exons: 8
Coding region: 296-1537 (413 amino acids)
Source: RefSeq, a predicted model, not a curated record
GUUGUCAAGUCUUUUGUUUGAAGACUUAUUAAGCCUCUUGUAGAAAACCCAGUCCUAGGGAAACCGUCUAUGUGUCUGGCAUGGUCCUCAGACAUCUGAAAUAUUUGAAAUUACAAGUUUGGCAGAAUUUCUGCGGUUUCUAAGUCUUGGAUCAGACAUAGUGUAAACUUUGCUGCGACGAGUGAAAAGAACAAAUCUUAGUGCAAAUAAAGGAAUAGUUCGAGUGGACGAUGUAGUGCCUGAUUAAAGUACUUAGUCGUAGGUAAGACUGGGCUAGAAAGAAACUACGGUACAGAUGUCUACUGCUAUUGCUGCUCAAGACAACCAACCCCCUCCCCAGCCCCCUGGGGAGGGAGGUGGAGCUGAUGACACCACCCCUGGGGAUCCUGUCUCCAAACCGUCCAACAUUGUAGUUGAAGCCUUCUCCAGCUCAGGCUCUGUUAGUAACAGGAGUGAGGAAAUCACGGACAAUGUUCCCGCCUUGACUGAACAAAAUGUGGCUGCUAAAGACAGAAUAGAGGAGGAAGAGGAUGCGAGAGUGUCAGAGGACCAAUGGGAGGGUAGGAGGCGUACUGACACGGACCACGCCACAGACAGAGCGACGCUCGGAACGGCGAAUGCCACGAAUGUAACCGUAAGGCUGCCGCAGGUCAUUCGGAGCAAUGAGGGAACGCCGCGCGGCAGAGCAUCAACACAGACGGCACACCCACUCACCCCGGCGAAAGCACGUAUUGACUACCUACCCACCCAUAGCGCAGACCUGAGGGCCCUGAACGCACUCAUAACCAGAAGUGGGACCAGGUUUUCCACUAGGAGCUAUCCUGCACAGGUCAUGAGGAUGUCAACAAUAUCACUCUCCAGAGCAAGGUCACAACCUACUCGGAUGGGAACGAACAACUACUUUGAAGAACAAAACAUCAAUAAAACUAUUUCAUGGGACAAAGCAAUGGAGAGCAGGCCCCCCCUACAGGUGGACAUGGAUGGGCCCGGACCCACCAGCUACAGGCCCAGGAACAAACCUCUGUAUGAGACCAACGCACCUUCCUUCACCUUUGGCAGAAAGUCUCCUCCUAGAAAUGGAGGAGGUAGAACUGCCUGGGCCACACCCUGGAUGCAAUCAGAGUCUGGAUUCACCAAGAAAACAAACUUUGAAAAAACGUGGCCAACUCCUGUGCAUUAUCCAAACAAACAUGAGAAGCUAGCACUGGUAGGGAAGAGACAAGUACAUCUACCCACGUAUCCACAGUUCUCACUAGGGGCACGCAGGGAGUUCGUACUCAAUAAAAAAGGAUCAGACUUUGAGCCUUCACCCAAUGAGUACAACAUCAGUUCAGCAAAGGUGGUUGUUUUACCAAAGGCACCCUCCUUCUCUGCUACACCUCGCAGGGGAACGCUGUGGGAAAAGAAAUCGGAGACCCCAGGUCCAGGUACAUACAGCCCCAGUACUGGCUGGACCAAACGUCACAACCCUGCCUUCACUAUGGUGGGGAUCAGGGGCAUCAAGAGACAUGAACUGGGACCACAUACUACAUUGUGAUGCACCAUUCAUUCAGUGUGUCCGCAUACAACAUUGUAACUGUGGGAUGUACCAUUUUUGUGUCUGCAUACUACAUUGUAAAUCUGGGCUGUAUUAUUCUCUGUGUCUGCAUACUACAUUGUAACUGUGGGAUUGAACUAUUGUCUAUGUCUGCAUACAACAUUGAAAAGUAGUAGUCCAAGGAAUUAGGGACUGAAGGACGACUUACAACAUUUGAACCGUUUGGAUGUAAAACUGUAUAACUGUAUGUAACAACCUGUCACAUUCCAAUAAACCACUGACUGUUGAUCACCAAACAGGCAAGCUGUGAAGGAUUCAGAAGUGAUGCAAACAGUUGUAAAAUGUUGCAAUGAAAAGUUUUGCUGAAUAUUGAGAUUUUAAGGACAACUUCACAAACAUUACAGCUGUGUUGGAGAACAAUGAAUUCCAAGGUAAUUUUGAAUGCACAGGAUUCUUCAUGUGUUUCCUUUUUGAUGAUAGAAAUAUUGGGUUAUUAUGUUUACAGUUUUGUUUAUCUGUAUUGUAGUAAACAUGGACCAGUGUGGUAUAACGUUAAACAGGUUUGCUUUCUUUGUAACAAUAAUGCUAUGGAAAUAGUUAUUAUUAUUGUAAAUUCAAUUGUAAUAUACAUGUAAAUGAUAGAAGUAAUGACAAUAGUUUAAAAUCUGAUGAACAUAGUGUAAAUCUUCAAUUUGUAAGAAAUGUUGAUAAAUAGGUUGUAACUGGGAAGAAUACCAUUGUAACAUUUUUGCUUGUAAAUAUUGCACAUUUCUACUUGAUGCUUCCUAUACGGUGCAAACUCUGCCUCAUGAGAUUUAAAUGCUAAAUAAAUUCAUAAGUUAAAUUGAAAA